This is a messenger RNA of Aureobasidium musti, 1359 nucleotides long. The record is from the annotation of a GenBank genome assembly. Lineage: Eukaryota; Fungi; Ascomycota; Dothideomycetes; Dothideales; Saccotheciaceae.
AUGACGGGAAUACCUUUCGCGUUUCCCCCUUGCGGUCCAGUGCAGGGCUUUAGAACAAGCUCCGUUGUCAGAUAUACUGGUAUUCCUUAUGCGACAGCAGCACGUUUCGAGGUUCCGCAACCGACGGCGGACUGGACCAGUGUUUUCCAAGCGGAUUCUCCCUGUCCAGCAUGUCCGCAGCCGACAGGCAAAGGUUCAGCGCUCGUCGCAAGUGUACCUCUCCUCCAAGGAACCGGGAUCAGCGAGGUCUGCCAAUUUCUUUCUGUCACCGUACCUCCAACCGCCACACUCACUGAUAAGCUCCCUGUUAUGGUCUGGGUGUAUGGUGGAUCCUUCGAAUCAGGUGCCGGUGAUUCACCCAUCUACGAUCCAUCAAGACUGGUCGCUGAACACCAGGUCAUCGUGGUAAACAUCAACUAUCGACUCAACAUCUUCGGCUUCUUGGGCGAUGGCGAGAAAAGACCUGCGAACCUUGGCUUGUUGGAUCAACUGGAAGCGCUUCGCUGGGUACGCAGAUACAUCCCUGCGUUUGGAGGAACUGAUGACCCCAAGUCUAUCACGUUCUUCGGACAAUCGGCUGGAGGAAGUUCUGUCGCUGAUCUCAUGGCCGUACCUGGAGCACCGGCCUUGUUCGGUCGCGCAAUCAUCCAGAGUGCUCCAUUCGGACUCACCCGAGGAAGGGAUGAACUGAACAGUCAUUUGCUCAAGAAAGCAAAGUCUGCCAGCAGGGAUAUGACUGUAGCCGAGAUGAUCGAACUUUGCGAAAAGAUCGACAAAGCGGGCUCUAAGAAAGCCCCCAAGGGCGAGAUGCCNUUUGCGCCGCAAUAUGGAUAUGCGCCACUUCCUGCCGAAGCAGAUCUCAAUGCUGCAUUGAACACGAAUGCACCGCUUAUCGAUAUGCUAGUUGGAAGCACCGACUCCGAGGCAUCAUUGUUCUUGCCUUUCUUCUCAGUCGUGGGUGUAGCAAUCGAUGCGCCUAUCGUCGGUAAAUCAAUCCACAAUCAUUCCGUUUCGAAGCUCAACAACACCAUCUAUCAUCCUUACGACAGAACAUUUGCAGAACGUCAUGUUCUAGCUGGCGGCAAGGCAUCGCUAUACCGCAUCAAGUUCAGCAAUAAGACAAACAGACUUGGCGCUUGUCAUACCAUCGAUCUGCCUCUAUUGUUCGGCAACAAGGAAGUGUACGACGGUGCGAAGAUUUUGGAAGGGUUUUCGCCGGAGCAAAUCGACCUUGCAGGAGAACAGAUGCGAGCAAUCUGGGCAGACUUUGCNAAAGGGAAGCAGGUACAUCUUACAGACAGUGUUUUGGGAUUGAUCGAGAUUGCAGAAAUCGUGGAUUUGAGCAAGCGAUCGAUAUGA